Messenger RNA from Rotaria socialis, 2475 nucleotides. The record is from the annotation of a GenBank genome assembly. Lineage: Eukaryota; Metazoa; Rotifera; Eurotatoria; Philodinida; Philodinidae.
AUGGGCAAUACAACAUCAGAAGUUGCUUCGGGUGUAAAAGCUCAGAUAAAUUCGGAUGGGCAAGGUCCUGAACUUUAUCGAUUUGUUGAUUUAAAAGGAAGCGGUGAAUUUAUCGAUGUUAUGCGUGUAGCUAAUCGAACUAAAGAUUAUACACAGAUCGAUGCACUUAUUCAUGAACAUAUUCCAAGAUUUCUCUAUAAUAGUGGUGAUGGAAAAUUGGUUACAAUAAGUGAAAUUGUCAAACGACGAAAUAAUACUUAUAGUAAAUUAAAAAGUAUUAUUCCAAUUGCUAAAACAAUCGAUGAAGAAGAUAUAAAUUGUGAAGAAACAAAGCAUGUUUGUUGGGAUCUUGAUUUACGUGGUGGUGUUGGUGAACAUAUUCUUCAUAUUUGUUUUCUUUCAUCAAGUCCUGUUCAUUCAGCUUUAGCUAAAAGACUUCUAAGAUAUUAUCCAAGAUUAAUUGAUGAUUUAUAUAUGGGCGAUGAAUAUUACGGUGAAAAUGUCCUUCAUAUUGCCAUUGUUAAUGAAGAACCGGCAACAGUUAAAUUUUUACUUGAUGCUGGCGUCGAUUUUACACAAAGAUGUUGUGGAAAAUUUUUCUGUCCAGAAGAUCAAAAAUCGAGUCGCGUGGAUAAUGUAGCAAGAGAGUGUCCUGAAGUGAGUGUAGCAACAAAUUAUGAAGGUUAUUGUUAUUUUGGUGAAUAUCCACUUUCAUUUGCGGCUGUUCUACAGCAAGAAGAAUCAGUAAGAUUAUUAGUUGCAAAAGGUGCUGAUACGAACUGUCAAGAUUCUAAUGGAAAUACUGCUUUACAUAUGUGUGUUAUUUACAAUCGAAUUAAUAUGGUGGAUUUAAUUUAUGAAUUAGGUGGAACAUUAGAUAUAAAGAAUCGUCAAGGUUUAACACCGCUAACAUUGGCAGCUGUUAAAGCAGGCAAAGAAAUGUUUGAUCAUAUUUUACAAAAAACUCGUAUCAUCUAUUGGCAAUAUGGAAAUGUGACGUGUGCUGGUUAUCCAUUAGACGAUAUUGAUACCAUUGGAAAAGAUGGUUCUUUAGAUGAUACAAGUGCACUUAACAUUAUAGUUCGCGGGGAAUCAGCUGGCCAUUUAGAUAUGAUGGAUGGUUUGAUUGUACAAUUAUUGAAUGAAAAAUGGCGUACAUUUAUCAAAUUCAAAUUUUUUCAACGUAUGGCAAUGUUUAGCUUUUAUUUUGCUAUAUGUUUGAUUGGAUUAAUUAUUCGUGGUUAUUAUCGUGUACCACAAUCGUGUCUCAUAGAAGAAGUUAUUGAUAAAGAUGAAAAUAGAGUCAAAUCAACCAUAGCCAAUCGGAUGGAUUGUAAAUGUCAUUAUACAAAUUUUCGAUUGCAUAAACUUAAUGUUGGUGAUGAUCAUCAAACCAUAUCGAGUAAUAGUUCGAAAUUAUAUCCUAGUGAUGAUGAGAAUAACAACCGAAUAUUUGAACCAAAAGCUAUACUUUUAAAUAUUUUUGAUGGUUUAAGUGUUCUUGGUGCAUUGAUCUAUCUAAUACUUACAAUACAAGAAUUUUCCUAUCAAAAUUUUAAAUUAGGCUCAUUUAUAUAUCUCAAUGAUCCAACACGCGUCUUAUUUCUGUUCUCUUGUGUAUUAACAAUAGCAAUGUUGCCAGCUCGAUUUACUUGUUCAAUUAUUGUUGAUGAUGUUCUUUGUGUAUUUGCAAUACUUACUCGAGCACCUUAUUUUUUCUUUUUUUGUCGUGGUUUUCGAACAACAGGCCCAUUUGUUGUCAUGAUCUAUACAAUGAUUCGCGGAGAUUUAUUACGAUUUUGUUUAAUAUUUCUUGUUUUUAUGGCUGGUUUUACACAAGCACUUCAUGUUUUAUUUGUUCGCGUCCAUUGUGAAAAUGACUUUGCAACUGUUAUUGAAACAUUUUUUCAUAUGUUUUGUGUUACAUUACAACAAGUUACAGAUGCUUAUGAAAAUUUCAAUCGACAUCCAAUUAUUGGCAUUCAAAUAAUUGGAAAAAUUUGGUUCAUCACUUACAUUGUCAUCGCAGCAGUACUUCUUGUUAAUAUGCUUAUCGCUAUGAUGGGUAACACAUAUGCUAUGGUAAAUGAACGAAAGAAAGAAUGGCUUCGACAAUGGGCCAAGAUAAUGUUGAUUAUUGAACAAUCCGUUUCGAGAGAAGAACGUUUAGCACAACAAUCGAAUUAUUCCAAAAGAAUGCCUGAUGGUUCAAGACUUUUAAUAACACGACUUAUACAAUCCGCGGAUGAACGUACAAGCAUUGAGAGUAUGCGUUCAUUUUAUUAUGAUCAAUUACGACGACAUUUAGAACCUGAAAGUAUAUCAAUACAAUCGAAAACAAAAUCCAUUGCUGCUAUUUCACAACACAGUUCUUUAUUACCUGGACCUUUGCCAGUUAAAAAUAAUCAAGAUCUACUUCGAAAUCUACGAACACAGGGUAGUUUUAGUUCAUUUGAUACUACUGCACUUUCAUAG